UGCACAGCGAGGCAGACACGUGGACGACGGCAGUGACAGUGUUGAGAGCAAAAUAUUACGCUUAUAUUUGUGGUUGGAUAUUUUUUUAUUCUAAGUUUAACGAAAUGCCACAACAACGCAUUUAUCUGAAAGGUCUUUGGCUAAUGAGUCUGGUCCUGCACGUUACACAUGGUGGCAUAGCGGAUACGGGCGCAGAAUCACAAAUCAAUAUGCAGCAACCAACGGUGGAGCAGAUACAACAAAAGAAUUUUGAAAUUUUACAGGAGGCGUUGCCGCUCGGCUGGAAGGCUUUCUGCGAGGCGCCCGUUGACGAGUCUGUUAUGCUGCUGCAUAGUGGCAUAAAUCCCUGCGACGCCAGCAUACAUGUGAUGACCAUAAACAAUCAAAGCAUACAAUUACCCAUCAAAGCGAUCUCGGAGAUUGCUGACUUCGACAUUGAUCCUAAGCGCAAAACCCUACUCUACGUGAAUGCUUACUACACGGCCGAUACCUAUUUCAGCGUGCAAGCUCAUCUAAAACUCUUGCAGACGACUCGUCGUGACCUCAACAUUGUUGUUGUGGACUUUGCACGUGAUGUGCUGCAAUUGUAUUACACAGUACGGCAUCAUAUCGCCGUACAGGGUCAUUUUGUUGCAAAAAUACUCAAUGUGCUCGUACAAAAAGGUAUUGCCCCGGCAGAUGUCACCUUGGCGGGUCAUUCAGUGGGCGCAAAUAUCGCUGCAUUGGCUGCUAACAUCUACGCUAGUCAAGCGUCCCAUGCGCCCAACAAGCGUAUGGGUCAAUUAGUAGCCAUUGAUCCGGCUUUGAUGUGUCAACCCAGCGAUAUUUACGUGCAGGCCAAUGUCAGCACGCGUGUGAUUGUCAUACACGGCGAGGGCGAUGUGUUUGGCGUGCGUGAACGGCUUGGUACUAUCGACAUCUAUCCGAAUGGUAUUGGUUUCUUUUCACGUCGCAAGCUACAGCCCGGUUGUGAAACGAAGAUCUGCAGUCAUAUGUACUCGUUUGUCUUGUUUAUGGAGGCACUGAUCGAGGGUGUAAUGAUACCGGCGGUGAAAUGUGAAAGUUGGUCACACUUCCGCAAGCGUCAAUGUGAUUUUGCCGAUGCUCUAGCGAUCGGUUUGAAAUAUCCCGCAAGUGCGCAAGGUGUAUACUUUUGUCUGACCCAGCCGAAUCCGCCCUUCACGUUUAUGGAGCACGGCAUAAAGUACCAGCGUGGCUUGGCCACUGCUGCCAAGGCGAAUUCGAUUUAAGGAAAGUGGUUUAUGUUGGAGAUUUAGCUUUAAGUAGAUGAGAAUAAAAGACUAUAGUAUAAAUAAAGAUUUUGAGAUGGUCAAA
This is a messenger RNA of Ceratitis capitata (Mediterranean fruit fly), 1335 nucleotides long. Its product is annotated as pancreatic lipase-related protein 2. The coding region runs from base 105 to 1250 and encodes 381 amino acids. The transcript has 2 exons. Lineage: Eukaryota; Metazoa; Arthropoda; Insecta; Diptera; Tephritidae. Gene Ontology annotation, molecular function: lipase activity. The record is from RefSeq and is a predicted model, not a curated record.